Chenopodium quinoa (quinoa) is the source of this 1779-nucleotide messenger RNA. RefSeq lists its product as uncharacterized. Lineage: Eukaryota; Viridiplantae; Streptophyta; Magnoliopsida; Caryophyllales; Amaranthaceae. The record is from RefSeq and is a predicted model, not a curated record. The coding region runs from base 165 to 1373 and encodes 402 amino acids. The transcript is spliced from 9 exons.
CAACAGAUCUCUCUUUCCAGGAAAACUGAACUCUUUUUGCUCUUCACUAUUUUUUGAGUUCCAAAGCAUAUUAAAAAAGAUGAGUUUCAAUUCCAAAUCAUAGCAUAUCUUUUUUCAGUUCUUAGUUUCGAGUUAUUUGGUAGAUAAAUUAAUCAGUUUCCGCCAUGGAAACCCUUUCAAGCUCUGUUUUUCUGACAAAAAUCUCAGAAAAAAACAACCCAGGUUGUCAAUUACCCCAAUUUUCGAUCAAACGUUGGAAUAAUCGAAGUGGGUGUUUGAGAAUUAACGAAAGUUUGAAUCUUGGUUCGUGGGGGUUAACUUCUGAGAAAGUUGGGAUUUCUGGGUCAUCAAGGGUUUUGGCUGCUUCGAAAAAAGUUUCAGGUGGUGAAAGUGAGAAUAAACCUAGUUCUGAUGAUGCCCAUGCUACUGCUUCUGAUGAUGUUCUCACUUUUCCCGAGGCUAUUAAUAGUCAUCCAACCCAAAGUCUCAAGAGAAGCUUCAAUGAUGCCUCAAAGAUGGUGUCAACACCAGCAGGAUCAGGAAGUGGGUCUGGAGGCACCAGGGCAGGACUUUUCAGAACGCCAAUUUCUGGUGGAGUUCAAAGUGCGACAUCUGCACAUGGGUUACCAAGUCCGGCAUUGGCAGUUCGUAAUCUAAUGGAACAGGCUCGGUUUGCUCAUUUGUGCACUGUUAUGUCUCGUAUGCACCAUCGACGGCAAGGUUAUCCAUUUGGCUCUCUGGUGGAUUUUGCUCCUGAUGCCAUGGGACAUCCAAUUUUCUCUUUUUCACCAUUGGCUAUCCACACAAGAAAUUUGUUGGCUGAUCCACGAUGUACACUUGUUGUACAGAUACCUGGAUGGAGUGGCUUAUCUAAUGCAAGAGUGACAAUUUUUGGCGAUGUCUACCCACUUCCUGAAGAUCAACAGGAAUGGGCUCAUAAACAGUAUAUAAGAAAGCAUCAACAAGGGCCUUCUCAACAGUGGGGAAACUUCUAUUACUUCAGGAUGCAAAAUAUAAGUGAUAUCUAUUUCAUUGGUGGCUUCGGUACAGUCGCUUGGGUUGAUGUUAAGGAAUACGAAGACCUAAAACCAGAUAAGAUUGCUCUGGAAGGAGGUGAACAGUAUUUAAAGGAACUCAAUGCCAUCUUCUCAAAGCCUUUGAAAAAGCUUUUAUCCACCGAAGUUGAGGUAGAUGACGCAGCUCUCAUUUCGAUAGACAGCAGAGGAACCGAUGUUCGGGUUCGUCAAGGGGCACAGUUCAACAUACAGAGGAUAUCUUUUGAAGACGGAAAGGUUGUUGAGACUCUUGAGGAAGCCAAAUCUGCUCUUCAGCAAUUAAUUAACAAUGGGCAGCUGUACAAUAUUCAGAAAUGAACGCUAUUGCCUGAGUGAGAAAUUUCAUUAGUAACCAAAGCCCCUUAAUAAUGUAUUAUGGGAGAGUUUGCAUUGUCGUGUCUAGCUAAAGAUGUGGCAGUAUGAACUUUACAGCAGCUAACGAGCUAGGGAUCUUCGCAACGCACGUGUCUCUUUUUCUCCUAUUCAUAUAAAAUAGUUGUUUUUAUAGAAUAAGUAUAGAUUUUAGAAGAAUCAACAUCUUUCAUCCUGUUCCCAUAACUAGUCUAAGUUCUAGGCGUUUGUGACGCGUGUAUCAAACUCGAGAAUAAAAAUUUUGUUCUUUGUAAGUUAUGAUGCUCACUUGUUUGCUGUAGUAUUGAUCUCCCUUACAUGUCGGUAGUAGGUACCAUCUUUGAUAAUAUUCUCGGAUCAACGGUUACUUUUA